CCCUCACGAGAGAUGACGCAGCCACCGCAGCAAGGAAUAGCAGAACGAGGCUUAUCAGCAGCUUGGAAAGCAGCAAAAAUCAAUAAGAAAUUAAAUCUGAUUAAUCUUAAGCGUACAGGAUAUCUAGUGCAAGGAAAUUAACUGACUGAUGCGAUGGAGAACGGAAACCCUCCAGGUGCCCCAGAGCAAAAGGGCGAGUCCACUUCAAAGUCGCGGGGUGAUGCCAUAUUGGCCGAACUGGAAGCAAAUAUGGGCAAAUUCGCGUCAAUUGCUACCAGUGUCAAGGACAUGUCGGCGAGCAUUGCAAGCUUAAGAACGGAUAUCAAUGAAUUGAAGCGGAAAAGAACGCCAGAACAAGAUUCUGAUGACCAAGGACCUUCCUCAAAAAAGGAUCAAUCCGACGAACCAGAAGAAAUGGACUCGUCCGAUGACGAUGACGAAUUUGACGAUGAAUUGGAAGAAUUCCUGUCAAAUAAAAAACCAGAAGCUGAAGAAGACGAUUUCUGGCAAGACUUAAAUGACUUCGUAGCUGAAAAUGAAGACGUUGGCGAAGAAGUAUCAGAAAAAAUUGCGUCCAUAUCGCAGAAAGCGCUUCAAUGUAAUGCAGAUGAAAAGAAAAUCAAAGAAAUCAAAGAACGAAACAAAUGA
This is a messenger RNA of Dreissena polymorpha, 648 nucleotides long. RefSeq lists its product as uncharacterized. Bases 154 to 648 code for a protein of 164 amino acids. The record is from RefSeq and is a predicted model, not a curated record. NCBI's taxonomy places the organism in Eukaryota, Metazoa, Mollusca, Bivalvia, Myida, Dreissenidae. The transcript has 2 exons.